AUGAUGAUUGGGAUAGACUUAAAAUAAUGAUAGAUAUUCUUCGUCCAAUUUUUGAUGCAACAGAAAUUCUAUCUACUUCAACAUAUCCAACUAUAAGCGAUGUUAGAUUAACUAUAUUUGGAUUAAUUCAAGAAUCUUAUCCAGAUGAUGAAAAUUAUUUAUUCGUUGAGUCUAUUAAUUCUAAACUAAGAGAAUAUUGGGAUUAUAUAGAGGAAUCAACAACAAUAAGCACAUUGUUAGAUCCACGAUCAAAAACAAAAACAUUUAAAACUACUGAGCAGCAUGAAAAAGCUAUGAAUAUGUUACAAAAUCAAAUAAAAAAUUAUACUAGUAAUCAACAAAAUCGUGUAGUUUCAAAUAUAAAAAAAAAUAAACGUUUAUUUUUUGAAUCACUUUUAACUGAACAAAGCGGUGGUCCGUCUAUUGAAGAUGAAGUUACAAGAUAUAUUACAACGUCUGUAAUUUGUAUACUAAAAAUCCUUUAG
This is a messenger RNA of Dentiscutata erythropus, 485 nucleotides long. The record is from the annotation of a GenBank genome assembly. NCBI's taxonomy places the organism in Eukaryota, Fungi, Glomeromycota, Glomeromycetes, Diversisporales, Gigasporaceae.